AUGGACAGAAAAAGGGUAGACGGAUUGCCUGUCUGGAUGUUAACUCCGAAGGAGGAAAAGGAGGUAUUUGACGCAUGGAAGACGGAGACGUGGAAGUACUGCGACUCCUAUGUCAAGGGUAAGUGA
Messenger RNA from Kuraishia capsulata CBS 1993, 126 nucleotides. RefSeq lists its product as uncharacterized. Bases 1 to 126 code for a protein of 41 amino acids. The transcript has a single exon. The record is from RefSeq and is a predicted model, not a curated record. NCBI's taxonomy places the organism in Eukaryota, Fungi, Ascomycota, Pichiomycetes, Pichiales, Pichiaceae.